AUGGUAAGUGGAACGGGCCCAGCACCGAAUCAGGCCGACACUGUAGCAUUCUGGCGCGGCCUGUGGUCAGAGCCCAUAAACCACAGCGAGGGCCCUUGGACGGAGGUUGUGGCGAGUCAGUAUGCGAGUAUAACGCCCAUGGACCCCGUCAUCAUAACGCCGGAUGACGUAGCUGAGGCGGUCCGUAGGGCCCCGAACUGGAAAAGUCCGGGACUCGACGGGCUGCAUCACUACUGGCUGAAGGGGUUUGUGGUGUGUCACACUGUGCUCGCCCGACAGUUCCAAGAGGCACUCAACCAGAAGUCGCUUCCGGGCCUCUUCACUACUGGGAUCACGCAUUUGGUUCCUAAAGACCAGAGUGAUCAGAAGAGGCUCUAUAAAUCAUUGGAGCGACCAGAGGUAUGUGGAGCGGGCCCAUGGCUGGAUCAGGCUAACACUCUCGUAUUUUGGCGUGGCCUGUGGUCAGAGCCCUUAAACCACAGCGAGGGCCCUUGGACGGAAGUUGUGGCGAGUCAGUGUGAGAGUAUUACGCCUAUCGACCCUGUCAUGAUAACGCUGGAUGACGUAGCUGAGGCGGUCCGUAGAGCCCCGAACUGGAAAAAUCCGGGACUCGACGGGCUGCGUCACUACUAG
Parnassius apollo (apollo) is the source of this 633-nucleotide messenger RNA. The record is from the annotation of a GenBank genome assembly. NCBI's taxonomy places the organism in Eukaryota, Metazoa, Arthropoda, Insecta, Lepidoptera, Papilionidae.